Dentiscutata erythropus is the source of this 226-nucleotide messenger RNA. The record is from the annotation of a GenBank genome assembly. NCBI's taxonomy places the organism in Eukaryota, Fungi, Glomeromycota, Glomeromycetes, Diversisporales, Gigasporaceae.
GAAAUAUGAUAUUGUAAGCAUUAACUAUAAGAAAAUCACAGUAACAGCAUUGACGAAAAUGAGUUUCUGGAAAGAGGCCCUUGCAAUGAAUCUAUCUAAGGGAAUUACAACUGUAAUGAGUCCUAGUAGGCGUUGCAAGUCCUCAUUCCAAACAUUGGCCGCAGGAGUUCAAUACAAUGGCCAGGGGAUUACAGUUGUAAUGAGUCCUAGUAGACGUUGCAAAGCA